Molecule: messenger RNA, 2741 nt
Organism: Gigantopelta aegis
Lineage: Eukaryota; Metazoa; Mollusca; Gastropoda; Neomphalida; Peltospiridae
Product: zinc finger protein 862-like
Exons: 3
Coding region: 1233-2741 (502 amino acids)
Molecular function (GO): protein dimerization activity
Source: RefSeq, a predicted model, not a curated record
CCCCCCCCCAGGCCCCCCGUAGUUACGCCACUGAUUUGAAUUAAAUCUUUGUCUAAACUCUUUACUCACAUGCUAUCAAACUAUAUUACGCCCACUCGUCAUCUUAAAUAUAUAGAACUUUAUCACUUAGAUAUGAAAAAAAGAAACAACAAACUUUGUAUCUAAUUUUGCUUCAUUAAGAUAGCUUGCUGCUUUUUUUUUUUCAUUUAACAUUAACAAAUUAAAAGAAAUUAAUUUAUUUGGCAAUACCGUACUUACAAGUGUUUUUGUUAUUCAUCCCAUUCCUGGUCACGAGUACAUUGUUAUUUAUUAAAGCCACACAUUGAUUAAUAUAUUAUAGGGCAUUUUGACAGGCAGUCAAAUGUUUGCAGGCUUGUUAAAAAAUAUAUGUUCCUGGAUGGGAAGGUGUGAUUGAUUUCAUUAUAGUUUUACCAUCCAAUACUUAACAAGCAAGUUGUCAUGCAUUUGCCAUUCUACUCUUCCUUCAGUUGCAUGAAUCUUGUAACAACUGACAUGGAUAUAUUAUAAUUGUCUAAUUUAAUUGAAUUUUUAAUUUUAUUCAGCUCCAAGCCCGAGUCAUCAGGAAAUGAUGCUGAUGCUGAUUCAGUACCUUCCUUGGAACCUCUGCCUGAGUCUACUACUGUUGUGUCUUCCAAUGUGGACCAGGGUCCAAGUACUAGUAAAGCUGGAAAUCCCGAAGAAAGUGUAGUUAACAUCACUAAAGCACCGAAGUACAAGUGUAAGGUGACAACAAUACUUUCCUGGAAAACGGACUGGGAUUGGAUAGGAUUCCAGGAAAAAGACGGGUAUGUUACACUGGUAUGGUGCGAAGUUUGUAAGGCCUACUAUAGUGAAGGUGGAAAAAGCAGUUUACACCAAGGACAGUCACAAUUAUGCGAAUUGGAAGCAUAUAUAAAGGGGACUGCGAAUGUGAAAAAAAGAUACUGCCCGGACCCACAAUGCUAGCAAGCUGCAUCGAGAUGCGAUUAAGGCGACCAAGGCCACCAAAGAGAUGCCUGUUAUUUACAGGCACCUUAAAAAAAUGGACAAAGAGACAUUUACAAGAAUGUGUCACCUUUUUGAUUGGGCAUACACAGUCGCACACUCAGAACUUUGUUUUACAAACUUUCCAGUCUUAAUUAGUGUAGAAAAAAAAACAUGGAGUCAACCUUGGUAACACUUAUGCCAAUGACAAGGCAUGCCGAACCUUUGUUGAUGAAAUUGGUGAAACGAUGGCAGACGACUUGAAGCAUCUGUUUUCCACGGAACCCUUCUACUGUUCAAUCCUGUUUGAUGGCAGCACUGACAAGAGCCUCUCGGAAAAAGAAGUAAUUAGUGUUAAGUUGCUUGAGGACGGACUGCCUAGGUUCAAACUUCUUGGAAUUACAGAACCUGGUCAAUGUACUGCUGAGGGCAUAUACAAUGCAAUUACUGCAAAGACUCGAGAAAUGCAGCUUGACAUCAAGACAUGCUGUGUUGCAACAGCAGCUGAUGGAGCUUCAGUUAAUUUUGGGAAAGAAUCUGGUGUACUGGUUCGACUGAAGAAAACAAUGCCAUGGCUUAUAAUGAUACACUGCAUUGCACAUCGUCUUGAGUUGGCCCUGAAAGAUUCAUUCAAGGGUUCAUUUUAUGAACUUGAGAUAGAUAAUCUGAUGAUGCAUCUAUAUUAUAUGUACCGGCGAUCUGUCAAGAAAUGGCACGAGCUUCAGAGAACAGCUGAGACAUUUGGUGAACAUGUAGUGAAACCAUCACGAUCUCAGGGCACCAGAUGGAUAGAUCAUCGCAGAAAGGCAUUAACAGCCCUGAUCCAGGAUUACCGCUGCAUUGUAACACAACUCCAAGAGCAAGGAUCCGAAUUGCGAAAAGACAUCCCAGCAGGAGACCGUGCAAAAAUGAGAGGAUAUUCCAAACUCAUGACCUCACACCGCUUCGUACUAUACUUAGCUUCCUACCAGGAUCUUGUGGAAGACCUGGCAGAAUUGUCGCUCUCACUCCAAGAUGACAAUCUUCCAAUUUCUGGUGUACGAGCAAACAUUGAUCUUGCGCAGGCUAACCUCAUUUCAAUGGUCAAUAAUCCAGGGAGAAAUCUACGUAGAGUCCUACUUGAGACCACAGCUGCUGAAAAUGAUGGCGUUGUAAGAUUUAAAGGUAUCGAGUUGGUGACAUCUCCUUCUGAAGUGGACACGUUCAACAGAAAGUCGAAAGAGAUAAUAGAAAGGAUCACCAUUUGCAUCUCUAGCAGAUUCCGAAAUUUUGUUGAUGACCCAGUGCUUUCAGCAGCUGAUAUUUUAGACCCAACAAACUACCCAACAGAUCAUCAAGCUCUUGCUGUUUAUGGACAAAAGGAAAUUACAACCCUCACAGAUCAUUUCAAUGCACUUCUAGUGAAAAAGGGCUGCCAGGUAGAUGAGAUAGAACGGGAGUGGGCCAAGCUGAAAUAUGAUAUAUCUCGAAAUCACAGACAGGAGGCAUUCUAUCCGUUAUGGCAAAAGAUGCUUACCCAGAAGGAGGACCGGUACAGCAACGUACUCCACCUUGUACGAAUUCUACUGGUCUGCCCUAUUGCCACUGCGCAUGUCGAGCGUCAGUUCUCAUACAUAAAGAGAAUUCUGGGAGACUGGCGUCUCAACCUGGGCCUGAGUACCAUCCAGCAUUUACUCCGAAUAUGUUCUCUGAGGGACCCGAGCCUGAAAAUUUCAGCCAGCGCCUGCAGUCAAUCGAUGGAGGUCUUCCUGUGUUAA